UAUGCUGCUUCAGAGGUGUUGUUUCGUUUUAAGAGCGACGCCGCUUCAUUGAGCCGGAAUCGAUGAAACUGCUUCCACGAAUUUGCCGUCGUAGAAGACGAAUUCACUUUCAUGGUGCUUUCUGAGCUAUCAGUAAAGUCACCUAGUUGUUGUUGUGAAGUAGAGAGUCUGCGUCUGCUUUUGUUGAAUAGUCCAACUCUAUAUUUUAUGUUAUGAUGUAUGGAUAUUGAUCACAAGUAUCAUAUUCAAUAAACGAACUUUCGAAACUGUUUCUCUUGUCUUCCAGUGGAAGAUUAUGAAGUUCGUGCAGGGGGGAUAUAAGUUGUCCAAGAUGGGAAGACUAUGAAAUGAAGUUUACUCUUAUUUUAAUACAACUUCUCCUUUUAAGAAGAAACAUUCAUCCACAGACGUAAAAAACAAUAUAGUUGACUUUACAUUUUGGGUUUAAAAUCACAACCAUAACAGAGCUAGGAAGAGAGAUAGCUAGUCAGCAAAAUGGGAUCCCACUUUCUAGAGAAGAUGGGAUUUAUCUCCAACCAAAUCUCCAGAGAUAAACUCAAGGCAGGAGAUCACAUCUAUUCAUGGCGUAACGCUUAUAUCUACUCUCAUCACGGAAUAUAUAUAGGCGAUGAGAAAGUCAUUCAUUUCACUUGUGGAGGUGGUCUAGAAACUGGAACCGGGACCUUCUUGGACAAGAUCCUCGUUAGUGUAAUCCCGAAUCAUAAAGGAGACAAUCCUUGUCCUAAUUGUGGAGAGCGAUCGAAUGUCGAUGGUGUAAUCUCUUCAUGCCUUGACUGCUUUCUCUCCGGAGGAAACAUCUAUCUCUUUGAGAACAGUGUCUCUCCAGCUGCAUUUAUUGCCAAACCUCGACGCGGCACAUGCACAAUAGCACCUUCGGAUCCCUGUGAUGAAGUCAUUUCCCGCGCCAAAUACCUCUUAUUCCGGAAUGGGUUUGGUGAUUACCACGCUUUGGAAAAUAAUUGUGAAGAUUUUGCAAUAUAUUGUAAAACUAGCUUGCUGGUCGGAAAAAACUAUGUGUUGGGAAGGGGAGGUCAAGCCAGCUCGGUUAGUGCAGCUGCGUGGCUUGCGCAACUUAGUCCUUUCGGCAGCAAAGCUAUUCAGCUCUUUGCAGAUAUUGGUGUGAGAAAGGAUGCUAUUAGGGUGCCCGUGGAAAGCCUCGUUGCUCGCGCAUAUGCUACUGGUACCUCUAGAAAUAGAAGUUGAUAAGUUUGAAGACACAAGUCAACAGGCGGGAAAGCCAAUUCGUUCGAAGAAACCAAAUCAUUGACUAUAUCUUGUUUCCAUUUUAAUAACGUUUCCAGAAUGUAGGAAACAUGAUCAAACAUUGUAGAAACACUCACUACUAUUAUUCUAUAUAAGCCAAAAAAGCAAAGAAUAAAAUUCCUCAGACAUAGAGCUAGAUUG
Messenger RNA from Arabidopsis lyrata subsp. lyrata, 1425 nucleotides. RefSeq lists its product as uncharacterized. The record is from RefSeq and is a predicted model, not a curated record. Lineage: Eukaryota; Viridiplantae; Streptophyta; Magnoliopsida; Brassicales; Brassicaceae. Bases 496 to 1224 code for a protein of 242 amino acids. The transcript has 2 exons.